Trichechus manatus latirostris (Florida manatee) is the source of this 1643-nucleotide messenger RNA. It is a transcript of the gene DIPK1A, whose product is annotated as divergent protein kinase domain 1A. Lineage: Eukaryota; Metazoa; Chordata; Mammalia; Sirenia; Trichechidae. The transcript has 5 exons. Bases 89 to 1375 code for a protein of 428 amino acids. The record is from RefSeq and is a predicted model, not a curated record.
CGGGGAGGCGAGGGGAGGCGGGGAGCCCGGCCGCCAGUGCUCAGGGUCCGCCUCUGACUGCGGCGCGGCGGGGCGAUGUGUGAUUACCAUGGCGAGGAGUCUCUGUCCGGGGGCCUGGCUAAGGAAACCCUAUUACCUCCAGGCUCGCUUCUCGUAUGUGCGGAUGAAAUAUCUUUUCUUUUCCUGGUUGGUGAUUUUUGUUGGAAGCUGGGUUAUAUAUGUACAAUACUCUACCUAUACAGAGCUAUGCAGAGGAAAGGACUGUAAGAAAAUAAUAUGUGACAAGUACAAAACUGGAGUUAUCGAUGGGCCUGCAUGCAACAGCCUUUGUGUUACAGAAACUCUUUACUUUGGAAAAUGCUUAUCAACCAAGCCCAACAAUCAGAUGUAUUUAGGGAUUUGGGAUAAUCUGCCAGGUGUUGUGAAAUGUCAAAUGGAACAAGCACUUCAUCUUGAUUUUGGAACUGAAUUGGAACCAAGAAAAGAAAUAGUUCUAUUUGAUAAGCCAACUAGGGGAACUACUGUACAGAAAUUCAAAGAAAUGGUCUACAGUCUCUUUAAAGCUAAGUUGGGUGAUCAAGGAAACCUCUCUGAACUGGUUAAUCUCGUCUUGACGGUGGCUGAUGGAGACAAAGAUGGCCAGGUUUCCUUGGGAGAAGCAAAAUCAGCAUGGGCACUUCUUCAAUUAAAUGAGUUUCUUCUCAUGGUGAUACUUCAAGAUAAAGAACAUACCCCCAAAUUAAUGGGAUUCUGUGGUGAUCUCUAUGUAAUGGAAAGCGUUGAAUAUACCUCUCUUUAUGGAAUAAGCCUUCCAUGGGUCAUCGAACUUUUUAUUCCAUCUGGAUUCAGGAGAAGCAUGGAUCAGUUGUUCACACCGUCAUGGCCUAGAAAGGCUAAAAUAGCCAUAGGACUUCUAGAAUUUGUGGAAGACGUUUUCCACGGCCCAUAUGGAAACUUCCUCAUGUGCGAUACUAGUGCCAAAAACUUAGGAUAUAAUGAUAAGUAUGAUCUGAAAAUGGUGGACAUGAGAAAAAUCGUGCCAGAGGCAAACCUGAAAGAACUUAUUAAGGACCGUCACUGUGAGACUGAUUUGGACUGUGUCUAUGGCACGGAUUGUAGAACUAGCUGUGAUCAGAGUACCAUGAAGUGUACUUCCGAAGUGAUACAACCAAACUUGGCAAAAGCCUGUCAGCUACUCAAAGACUACCUGCUGCGUGGUGCUCCAAGUGAAAUUCGUGAAGAAUUAGAAAAGCAGCUUUAUUCUUGUAUUGCUCUCAAAGUCACAGCAAGUCAAAUGGAAAUGGAACAUUCGUUGAUACUAAAUAACCUAAAAACAUUACUGUGGAAGAAAAUUUCCUAUACAAAUGACUCUUAGUUCAGUUGGACAUUGUUACCAUUAUAGGAAACUUCUAAAAAAAAACUUUGAGCAUUUUUUAGAAUGGCUUCUGAUUCAGAGUUCCCUGCCAGUUCCACGAAACUCCUUUCCUCUGGGCUUAGUGAAGCCACCAAGUUAAAAUAUGGUUACUCACUGGCAGGUGUAGGAUCAACAGGUCCAAAGGAUUUCAUUCCUGCCCUUUUUUUUUUUUAAGAUGCUGUUACAUUUCUCAGUGCAUUCACUGUGUAACUAAAAAAAAAAAAAAAAA